AUCUACUCUUCAUGUGUUGUGCUAUGUCGUUUUAAUAGCCUACCUAAACGUUGCACAAAGUUUCCACCACUUGUAACCGUUUUUGAUCGCAUUUGGAAAUCCACAUGCAUCCUUUUUUUUGGAAAGAAAACUGGAGUGAAGAUUGAAUAGAGGCUGGGCAUUUGACCAAUCACAGGCAGCACUGUAUUAGAAUCCAGCCCACCAUUUAAAAGCCACUUCCCUGGCCGUGUGACGCCAUUAUCGGCUGACUGUAGCAAUGGCAAGGACAGGGGUGCUCACUCUCUUUGCGCUCCCUCUAGUAGGCCUAGCCCUAGGCGAAGAUAUAUCUGCAUAUUUGGGAGACUCCGUUACACUGAAUGCGAGUGAGGAGUGCGAUAAAUUCAUCCUUAUUCAUCGGCUCACAGAUGACACACCGGUGACUGUAGCAAAUUAUGUUGACGAUGUUUGGAAGCCGCAUGGAAGUUAUGGAGACCGGACUGAACACCGUUCAAGUAUUUCUGUCAGGUUAACGCGUAUCAACUACAACGAUAACGGGCACUUUGAGUUUACCUGCGGCAGCCGCGUUGUUACCACUAUCCAGCUGAAGGUUUUUGAAAUCUUCAACAUAUCAGUGACUGAAGGAGAACAAGUCACACUCCCGUACCAUUUCUAUACUGCAGAUAAACCCGCGAAGCCUAUAAGAUGGAAAAAAGACGGAGAGCUUGUGUUUGAACAGCAACAACCCUCCGGGGAGAUCAGAUAUGGGACAGGAUUCAAGGGAAGAAAUGUAUCUCUAUCACCUGAUUGGUACAGCAAUGGAGAUUUGUCGCUGACUUUCGGGCGAGCUCAGCCGGAGGAUGAGGGUGUGUAUAUCUGCUACACGGAUGGACAGAGAACGAGGGGAGACCGUGCUGUGAGGGUGAAGAUCACCACCAAAAGAAACCCGGAUCAGAUCACAUGUGCGCCCCAGAUUGUGCCACCGUCACAGGGCGUCCCACAAGAUAAUUGGGCAAUUGUCGGCAAAAUAGCAGUUGGGGUGUUUGUGGCCCUUAUUCUGCUUAUUCCGCUUGGCUGGUGGUUGAAGUCUCGCUGCUCCAGACCUGGACCCGGCGGAGGACGAUAUUCAGAUGUGUCUACGGGGCCUCCUACUCAAGCCAACGGGUGCUCCCCGUCAGAUAAUGCUCAAGCAGAGUCCCCGGUCUAAAGACAUCAGAGGUUCAAUUAACUCCUUGUAUUUUCCAUUUUUAAGUGUCAUGCAUUAGCAUUAACAAACAAUCGGAAACCUGCCCAAUAAUUCCAUGAAAUGACCAGAAAACAUGCUAUAUCAUUAUUGACAUAUGAAAUGAACUCGGGAUAGACGAUUUUGGCCAUAUCACCCAACCCUAAACACACAGCUGCAGGUUCUGGUUUAUGAUGAUGGUUUAGCUACUUUCCAAUAAUUUUAAUUACUUGUUUCAAAAAGGAGAAACAAAAGAACAAUCACACAGUGGGUGGCCAAAAUGAUCUGCUUCUUUUUUAACAUCUUUAACAAUAAUUGUCAGCCAUAAGUCCAAUAUGUUUUAUAUUUAUAAAUGUUAUAUAUAUAUAUAUUAUAUAAUGUUUUUAUUGUUUUUAAUUUGCCCACUGCAUCUCUAACCGACCACCCUGCAUAGCCACUGUGUUUUCCACAUAUCCUCUCAUACGUCUGUUCUCCUAAUUUAAAAUAUUUUAUCAUCUCUCUGUACAUUUUCUAUGUAGCUACAAAUGCAUUUCAUUGUGUGACCUUGUGUAUAAUGACAAUAAAUCUGAACCCGGAACCUUACAUUUUGUCUGGUAAUGCAAAAAAGUAGUGUGUAUAUUUAACAUACCAAUAUGUUUAUU
Molecule: messenger RNA, 1839 nt
Organism: Perca fluviatilis (European perch)
Lineage: Eukaryota; Metazoa; Chordata; Actinopteri; Perciformes; Percidae
Exons: 2
Coding region: 257-1183 (308 amino acids)
Biological process (GO): immune response; negative regulation of T cell proliferation; T cell costimulation
Cellular component (GO): external side of plasma membrane
Source: RefSeq, a predicted model, not a curated record